AGAUUAGGAGAAGGGCGGAGAUUAGAAUUCUGCGUUGGACUGUCCGUAUUUCUUCCUAAAAUAAAAGAACGGCAGUUAGUUUCAGCCGUCCACACCUCGAUUACUAACCGAUAACGUGUUAAAUUUGCAUUGGUGGUUGCAGAGAUUUUUCUGCAACCCGAUGCAGAGGAUGUGAACUCGUGUGAAACGCUCUAGCUUUCCAAACGACAUGCCAAAGGAAGAAUCAGUGUUAGCCUGUUGGAGCUUUCAGCGAUAAAAGUCGCCAUCGUCGGCAAUCGGCAAUAAUAACAAUCAAGAACUACUACUCUGGAAUUUUGCCCUUCUCGUGGUAGAAAUCAAUUUUUAUGGGUCCUAGGUCCUUGAUGAGUAUUGCUUUUUCUCCAUCACCUCAAGGCUCAAGGGAAUCUUUUGUUUGGUGCGGUUGCAGGCACAUGCUCUGACAGUUUUUGACAUCAGCCACUGUCAUGGAGCUUCUUCUGAUUUAGUUGUUACACAGCUGAUUUAAGGAACCUGUAACCGACCUGGGCUGGGUACUUGUGGUUUAUGGUUGCUGGAGUGGGCUCUGAUUACAGAUUGCUAUCAAAAUUCUCAGUCAUGAAGUUUUUCUGCUCUGGGCUGGUCAUCACCGCGUUUGAUUGGUGACCUAUGGUCUUUGGUUAUAACCUGCAAGUAGGGUGUUGGAAGUGAUUUGUCUAUAUGGGCAUUUGGGAAUUGGAGAAUAUAUUAUAUAUUGCUGGGUUUCAUUGAAAAUUGGUGGCGAAUUUUAUCAAACAUUAAACUCCAAAGAUAUGAGUUCAGUUCGGAGAUGGAUAUUGGGUCUGAUAUAUAUAUUUGCUGUUGCCACAAUCUGGAUUGCUGCCAGUUUUGUUGUUCAAUCUGUUGUAGAUUCUGGUGUUUCCCCAUUUCUCAUCACUUACAUUUGCAAUUCCUUGUUUGUGAUAUACAUCCCUAUUGUUGAGAUUUCACGCUUCUUGGAGAAUUCAUGGUUGUGGCAUGGUAAUAAGAGUAAUAAGCAUCUUCAAAGACUGGAGGAUUCUGAAGAAGUUGUUCUUCUUGGAGGGAAUGAUUUAAGUACGAAACAGGAUUAUUUGAACCCAUCUGAGCCCAUGGAACUAAGAGAAACUACUCUGCUGGAGAAGAGUACUAUGUCUGAACCAGGACUGGAACUGUACGAGUCUGAAAGGAUGCCUUUUCAAGCUAGUGGGCCAGAUUCAUCAGGAACAGUUAAGGUUGCUCAAGAUGCUAAUAAACAAUUAGAUGUGAGAGGACGUUGGACACGCACAAGAGUUGCAAAGGUGAGCCUGUUGAUUUGUCCUUUUUGGUUCCUCGCGCAACUCUGUUUCAAUCUCUCACUCAAAUUUACUACUGUGACGUCAAACACCAUCUUAAGCAGUUCCUCCAGUCUUUUCACCUUUGUAGUUUCUCUGUUAUUCUUGGGUGAGAAAUUCACAUGGGUGAAAUUAAUCAGUGUUCUUCUGUGCAUGGGGGGAACAAUAAUAGUCAGCUUGGGUGACUCAAAGAUGGGGUUAAGUGCAGUUGCUACAAAUCCACUUCUUGGGGACACCCUUGCUCUUGUUUCAGCAGGAUUCUAUGCGAUUUAUAUCACUCUUAUUCGUAAAAUGAUGCCUGAUGAUGAUGAUAAUGGUGAUCAUGUGAGUAUGGCUGAGUUCCUUGGAUUUGUUGGGUUGUUCAAUCUCAUUAUUUUCCUACCUGUUGCUCUUGUAUUGAACUUCACAAAGUUGGAGCCUUUCCAUGCUCUCACCUGGAACCAGUUUGGCCUUAUUGUUGGUAAAGGGCUACUUGAUAAUGUUAUAAGUGAUUACCUAUGGGCAAAGGCUGUUCUUCUGACAACAACGACAGUAGCAACGGCUGGCCUAUCAAUUCAAGUUCCCUUGGCAGCUUUGAUAGAUACUCUAAAAGGGAAUGCCCCUCGUCCCAUGGAUUACCUUGGUGCUGCAGCUGUCAUGGUUGGCUUUGCUGGCAUCAACAUUCCCUCUGAUGCUUGUUCCAGCACAAAGGAUGUGUUUUUAGAGGAGGACAAUGCUAAAAUGCCUGAUCACAACCAAAGCUUAUCGAUUAGUAAAGAUGCAGUUGCCAUCUCUUAGUGUGUGGCUGCUGAUUUCUCUUAAUAAUUUCUGCAUUCCAAACGCCAUAUUAAUUAACCUUCUCAUUCACAACAUCUUUGAGAAAUCUUGUAAGUAUUAAUUUUGUUCACAUGUACAAUUUUACAAUGAGUUAGGAUAGCAAAAGUUCUUAUAAAGGAUGUGUUUUUUAGAGGACAACCUCUUUCAAAUAUCAGAACCAUAUCUUACCAAUUUGUAAAGAUCCAGUUGCCAUCUCUUAGUGUGUCGGCUGCUGGUUUUUCUUAAUGAUUUCUUCAUUCCAGUGGUA
Molecule: messenger RNA, 2391 nt
Organism: Nelumbo nucifera (sacred lotus)
Lineage: Eukaryota; Viridiplantae; Streptophyta; Magnoliopsida; Proteales; Nelumbonaceae
Product: putative transporter C405.03c
Biological process (GO): transmembrane transport
Cellular component (GO): membrane
Molecular function (GO): transmembrane transporter activity
Source: RefSeq, a predicted model, not a curated record